ACAAAUCCCAAAUUAAUCCCUGAACCCUGUUACGGUUUUGUUCAUAUUUUAUCGUGAAACCGGUUUCACUCUCGAUUCACACGGAAACGGAGCUGUAGCAUGAGAAGUGAGGUGGGGGCUGUGAGUAUUAGCAAUUCAUAUCCGAGGCCACGCACACACACACAUACACACUCACACACAUAUACAUAUACACACACAGCAGCAUGGCUAACAUCGCGGUGCAGAGGAUAAAACGGGAAUUUAAAGAAGUCCUUAAAAGCGAAGAGACGAGCAAAAACCAGAUUAAAGUCGAUCUGGUGGAUGAGAACUUCACAGAACUGAAGGGGGAGAUCGCAGGACCACCUGACACACCUUACGAAGGUGGUCGAUACCAGCUAGAAAUUAAAAUUCCAGAAACAUAUCCCUUCAAUCCUCCAAAGGUACGGUUUAUUACAAAGAUCUGGCAUCCCAACAUCAGCUCAGUAACUGGUGCCAUAUGUCUGGAUAUUUUAAAGGACCAGUGGGCGGCGGCCAUGACACUCCGGACAGUGCUGCUGUCUCUACAGGCCUUACUGGCAGCGGCAGAGCCAGACGAUCCACAGGAUGCAGUGGUGGCCAAUCAGUAUAAGCAGAACCCAGAGAUGUUUAAGCAGACGGCUCGGCUCUGGUCACACGUUUACGCAGGUGCACCAGUCUCCAGUCCAGACUACACACGCAAAAUAGACAAACUCUGUGCUAUGGGCUUUGAUAAAAACGCAGUAAUAGUGGCAUUGUCGUCAAAAUCCUGGGAUGUAGAAACGGCUACGGAAUUGUUGCUUAGCAACUGAACCUACAGCACCAUGAUCACCACCCACGCCCCAUUAUCCAGAUUUCCCACACCUCUGACUCCGCCCAUGUCCAAGUUGGAUUCACUUCCUAUAUGGAUAAAAAAGCACCUCGACUCCCCAACACAAUGCAUUUACGAGUCCCUUACAUCUUUUUCUCUCUCCGUUUGACAUUACAGUCUCUUCCUAAACUCUCACAUCAUCUCAAACUUACGUCGUCUCCCACCCCCCUUCUGAUUUAAGUGUGCCUUUCCCUCAACAGUAUUCCGUAUUUCUCACCUUUUGUCAUCGCCAUCCUCUGUGUCCUCCUCAUACUGAUCACGUAAUACUUACCACAGUGCUGGACGUUUCCAAAUCUUCCCCCUCCUCCAUUUUGCACAAUCACUCAAGCUCUUUUAUGUGGAAUCCCAUCUUUACGAUGCCAGUAAAUCAAAAUAAAAAACACUCCAACACCACUCUCACAUUUGACACACAUUACACUAUUGCGAAAGAUCAAGACUGGAAUACACACAAAAAAAAAAACAAUAAAGAGAGUAAGAAAGGAAGUAAACAAUCACACUCACUGAACAAAGCAUUGACUGCAGAAACAGCAGAAGAAAGAAAAGAUUUCAUCUGUAAAUAAAGCUAUUAAAGUCUGUAUAAAUUCAAGCAAUGUGGCGAUGCUUUUAUUUAUUAUUGUUUUAAGGAAAAGUGAAAUAAACCGAAGAGUUUUGUGGCUAAUACAGCAAGUUCAUUGUGCUAAGUGUUUUUCUUUUCUUUUUUUUCUUUUUUUAAAAUGUUUUUUUUUAAAUACUAACUACUUUGCAUCCCCCAACAUUUUUAAAGUUAGUUAGCUAGAUUUGUUUGGGAAUAUACCCAAUGUCACUUGGCAGGCUUUUGGUACAUUAUUUUCUAACAUUUCUACUUUUUUUGUUUGUUUGUUUGUUUUUUAACAUUUACAUUUUCAAGUACUACCUAGCUAGUUUUGCUUGGGGAUAUUUCCUAACUUUAGCUAAAUUACUUUAGGAAUAUCCUCUAAUGUUAACUGACUAGCUUUAGGUACUUUUAACAUUACUUUCCAGUUUUAGCUAGCUUGUUUUUAAUUUCUAAUGUCAAUUAGCUAGUUUGGUUGGGGGAUAUUCACUAACGUUAGCUAAAUUGCUUUGGGAGUAUUAUUUUAACUGGCUUGCUUUUAACAUUGGAAGGUGAGUACACACUCGUUGUUCAAGGUGAUAAGCUGAACAUGGAAGCUAGCGAUUGGCCAAGGCAUGUUGGUAAAUGCUAAGGAAACACUGACUAGAAUUACACUAAUGUCAACAUUGCACCACAGCUAGUGAAUUUAGCUUUCAAGAAAAUCCCACUACCCAUUUGUGAAUAUUGUUGUAAACAAACACACACACACACACACACACACA
Ictalurus furcatus (blue catfish) is the source of this 2197-nucleotide messenger RNA. RefSeq names its product ubiquitin-conjugating enzyme E2Ka (UBC1 homolog, yeast) (gene ube2ka). The record is from RefSeq and is a predicted model, not a curated record. Gene Ontology annotation, biological process: protein polyubiquitination; proteasome-mediated ubiquitin-dependent protein catabolic process. Lineage: Eukaryota; Metazoa; Chordata; Actinopteri; Siluriformes; Ictaluridae. Gene Ontology annotation, cellular component: nucleus. Gene Ontology annotation, molecular function: ubiquitin conjugating enzyme activity; protein binding. Bases 204 to 806 code for a protein of 200 amino acids. The transcript is spliced from 7 exons.